GCCCAAGCGAGUCUGGCUGGAUCGCUGGAUCAAAAUGGCGGCCGCUGUGGCGGCCGGAGCAGACCGAGGAGGGAGUAGCGAGAGCCGCUGAGUCGGGCCGGCGCCGGGAGCCCAGUCGGGGGUCAUGGCGGCUCCGGGCGACACCGAAGACAUGCGCGAAAUGACGGCAAAGAACCUGCUUGAACCAUGUCUGAAGUUUUAUCAUGGAUUAUGGGAUUGUGCGCUGAUGAGCCAGCAAGUGGAAUGCCUGAGUGACUGAAGAAAAUGGGUGCUAAUGCUUCGAAUUACCCUCAUUCGUGUUCCCCAAGGGUAGGGGGAAAUUCUCAGGCACAACAAACAUUCAUAGAUUGCUUCUGGACCCUGGGCAGACCUGGGAAGUUUCGCCCGCUUGUGCAACAGCAUGUGCCCAGAGGGAUUGGGGGAGCUGAGCGCAGGUCCCCAUCACAUCCCCAUGGUCCCUCCUCAUGCACACAGUUUGCUAGGAUGUCAGCCAGUGUUCCGGAAGAGAGCUUCAAAAUGGAUUUUCAAGGAACAUCAUCCUAUUCCCAUCAAGGCUAUGGCUAUGAAUCCAAACUGUACAGUCUUGACCAUGGUCACGAGAAGCCACAAGACAAGAAAAAGAAAAGCUCUGGCCUUGCCACCCUCAAAAAGAAGUUUAUUAAGCGCCGAAAGUCUAGCCGGUCUGCUGAUCAUGCCAAGCAAAUGCGUGAGCUCCUCUCAGGCUGGGAUGUUAGAGAUGUUAAUGCAUUAGUGGAAGAGUAUGAAGGAACUUCAGCCUUAAAAGAACUUUCUCUACAAGCUAGUUUGGCAAGACCAGAAGCCCGAACGCUGCAGAAAGAUAUGGCUGAACUGUACGAGUUUAAAUACUGUACAGAUGUAGAUUUAAUAUUUCAAGAGACUUGUUUCCCUGUGCAUCGUGCAAUUUUGGCAGCAAGGUGCCCAUUUUUUAAGAGCCUACUUUCAUCUUCACCAGAGUACGGUGCGGAGAUUAUAAUGGAUAUCAACACAGCUGGUAUUGACCUGCCCAUGUUUUCUGCUUUGUUACACUACCUGUACACAGGAGAGUUUGGAAUGGAGGACUCGAGAUUUCAAAAUGUUGACAUCCUCAUGCAGCUUAGUGAGGAAUUUGGAACACCAAAUUCUUUAGAUGUGGAUAUGCGUGGGCUGUUGGACUAUAUGUGUUCCUAUGAUGUGGUUCUCAGCUUUUCAUCUGACUCUGAACUGGUUGAAGCUUAUGGUGGAAGUCAGAGUUGUUUAGAUGAGGAGCUCAGAGCCCACAAAGCUAUUAUUUCAUCACGGUCACCCUUUUUCCGACAUCUACUUCAGCGGAGGAUACGGACGGGUGAAGAAAUAACAGAUCGGACUCUAAGGACUCCAACUAGGAUUAUACUAGAUGAAUCUAUCAUACCAAAAAAAUAUGUGAGAGUAAUUUUAAACUGUAUGUACACAGACUUGGUGGACCUCUCAAUUUUGCACAGCAGUCCCUCAGUGGGGAGUCUAAGUGAAGUUCAGGCUCUUGUUGCAGGAAAGCCAAACAUGAUGAGGGCUGAAGAAGCUAUGGAACUUUACCACAUAGCGCUCUUCUUGGAGUUUAAUAUGCUUGCACAAGGCUGUGAGGAUAUCAUCGCUGAGAGCAUCUCGCUAGACACCUUAAUUGCCAUUCUCAAGUGGAGUUCUCAGCCAUAUGGCUCAAAGUGGGUAUACCACCAAGCACUGCAUUUCCUCUGUGAGGAGUUUACCCAGGUCAUGACUUCAGAUGUCUUUUAUGAAAUCUGCAAAGACCACCUGCAGACUGCUAUCCAAUCGGACUACUUACAGGCAAGUGAGCAAGACGUUCUGAAGUACCUUAUUAAAUGGGGUGAACAUCAGUUGAUGAAAAGAAUAGCAGAUCGAGAGCCUAAUUUGCUGAGUGGCACAGCUCACAGUGUGAACAAGAGAGGUGUGAAAAGGCGAGAUCUUGACAUUGAGGAACUGAAAGAGAUCCUUUCUCCUCUCCUGCCAUUUGUCCGUAUUGAACAUAUUUUGCCAAUUAACAGUGAAGUGCUGACUGAUUCUAUGAAGAGAGGUCUCAUUAGCACUCCUCCUUCAGACAUGUUACCAACAGCAGAGGGUGGAAAGUCAAAUGCGUGGCUGCGGCAAAAGAAUGCAGGGAUCUAUGUGAGGCCGAGGCUCUUCUCACCGUAUGUGGAAGAAGCCAAGUCAAUUCUGGAUGAGAUGAUGGUAGAGCAGACUGACCUAGUUCGUUUACGGAUGGUUAGAAUGUCCAAUGUACCAGAUACCCUCUACAUGGUAAACAAUGCAGUUCCGCAGUGUUGUCAUGUGAUAAGUCACCAGCAGAUAAGCAGUAUUCAAUCUAGUCCUCCUUCAGUUGUAGCCAAUGAAAUCCCAGUUCCUCGUCUCUCUGUCGUGAAAGAGAUGGUCAAGCGGCUGCAGGAGCUCCGCCACACUGAACAAGUGCAAAGAGCUUAUGCUCUGAACUGUGGAGAAGGAGCCACCGUCAGUUAUGAGAUUCAGAUCCGUGUACUGAGGGAAUUUGGGCUGCCUGAUUCUGCUGCUGAACUCUUGCAGAAUCCACACAAGUUCUUUCCCGAUGAACACUUUGGGGAUGAAAGCCCACUCUUGACCCUGAGACAGUCGGGGCGGUGCCGCGUCAACAGCACACCCACUGCAGAAACCAUGUUUACAGAACUCGACUCCUUUGUAGCCUUCCAUCCCCCACUGCCCCCUCCUCCGCCUCCUUAUCAUCCACCAGCUACUCCAAUCCACAACCAGUUCAAAGUUGGCUGGAAGCAAAGGUCGCAGAGUCAGCAUCCGUCACGGUCCUUUUCGUAUCCCUGUAACCAUUCAUUGUUCCAUGCCAGAACAGCCCCUAAACCUGCCCCGCCCAUCUACUUAUCCAGCGUCAAAGCCACACCUCCUGAUUGCACUAAUACUAUAGGACUAGGAAGACAGACUGUUGCAGCGGCCGCAGCUGUGAUGGCAGCUGAAAAGCAAGUGAGUACUCAACCUGUGCUCAAUGAGCUGAUGCCAGAUAUUGCUAUGGGUGUGUCAACAAUGUCUCUCAAGGACAGGCGGCUGCCAGAGCUCACUGUUGAUACAGAACUAAGCCAGCCUGUUUUGGAGGUUGGACCAGGACCACCCCAACACAUCGUAUGCAUUCAGACAAGGCACAUACACAGCUCCAGGAAAAAACAUUCAGUGGAACAAAAACUGGAUACUAGAGAGAAUCAGCAGGAAUACCCAGAUUUCUAUGAUUUCUCCAAUGCUGCGUGCAGGCCUUCCACUCCAGCCCCUGGCCGGCACACUCCUUCACCUUCUCAAGGCAUCUAUUUUGGCCCAGAUUUGUAUAGCCACAAUAAAGCAUCUCCCAGUGGCUUAAAGGCUGCCCACUUAUCGAAUCACAUCUCUCCUAAAAAGCUAGAGGACUCAAGGCGAGACUAUGCACUUUCUCAAGAAGGGCAUCCACACAGACACAAGAAUGAACCGAUCCACCUCGAUGUCUUAGAGCAGCCUCCCCAGCGGCUGGACUUGGCGUUAGCUGCUCAAGAGAAUGCUGGGAAUGGCCCAGCUCACGCAAGGGGACGAACAAAAACAGAAACAGACUUAACCUACGGCCUAACCUCUAGCAGGCCUUCUCUGCCUGCAUACAGCUCAGAAAUCCAUGAAGAGCAAUCCAGCCGGAGACUGGGAGACAUGGAACCUCUAGAGCAUGAAGCGCAGAGAAAUGCAGAACUGGAAAGGGAAGAGGCAGUAAGCAGAGGGAGGAGGUCUCCUAGCAAACCAGACUUCCUGUACAAAAAAUCUGCCCUCUGAAAGCCACCCUCCACGUCUUCUCUGUGCCUAAGAGUCGGGAAAUGCCUAGUCUUGGCAACCUUUGGCCUGACUUUUGUUGGGCAAGUUCAUUCAUGCCAGCCGCUAGUGUGUGAGGGUGUGUGUGUGUGUGUGUGUGUGUGUGUGUGUGUGUGUGUACAUACAUGGCUUCAUUAGAGCGGCGAGCUACCCAUUUAUUUGGAAUGCUGCUUCAGGGUUUGUGUUCUGAAGAGAUUUUGUUAAACCUUUUAAAUAUAUAUAUAAAUAUAUAUAUAUAUAUAUAUUAGUCAUCACCUUAAAAAGAAGGUAGCCUUUUGCACCUGUACAUUUAAUUUUGUUUUUGUAUUAGUAUGUUAAACUUUUGUCACAUUUUAAAGGACUGUAUGUUCAUGCUCUUCCAGAGGGGGUGUGUGUGUUUGUGUUUAAAUCUUUCACCUCCCAGUUUUGCAUGUGCAUUUGAGUUGCACAUGCUGAGAUGUAUUUUCGUACAAGAUGGUGACAAUGUCUGUCAUUAUUUUUGAAUGACUAUAGGAAUUCCAAAGAACAGCACAUCUCACUGCGCUGGUGAGGUCUGAAACCUUUCUUGUCUACCACUAGUGCAAGAAUCCAGCCUAAUAUUUCUGUUCUGUUUACCAAGUCCAUGGCAGCUGGCCUUCAUCUUAAUGUAGCAAGCCCUCACUAAUGCUGGUACCAGGGAUUGUCUUUGUGAGUGAGGAGUACAACUCCCUUGGGGUUCUUUGAAACCCAACUCCCUUUGUGCAUUCUUGGAUGAACUGUCAUGGAACCUCUAAGAAAUGCUUAUUACUCCCUAGGUUAGCUUAUACCUAGUGCUGCAAAUUGCCAGUAUUGUAAACACUCAUCGAGUUUUCCUUUUUAAUAAGGCUAUGCAGAGAUGGGGAGAUUUCAUACCAAGCCUAGGAAGGUAUGAAGAUGUUGCUUGACAUCUGAUAUUGGAGUUAAUGCUCCAUUUUUGGAAGAGGAGGGCUCCCUCUCCAGCAGAGGCACUAAGGGGAAAUGCUUACUGCCUUCUUUAUUCUGCCUCUAAUUAAGAAACCAAGGGCUGCAGACUUAGUGAUGUCAUCCUGUGUUCCUUGACAUUGUGGCUUGGUUCAGACAUAACACAGAGCAAGACUGAAUCAUGGCUUCGGGCAGCAUCUCCUACCCUCGGAGGUACAAGCUCCUGUGCUCUUCUGUGCACACAAGGGGAGAAAAGAUCCUGCUUUUGAUCUUGGCUUAGAACAAGCUAGUACUACUUAUUCCAUCCAAAAGAGGCAAUCCUUGCUUAUUCUAGCCAAAGUUUCAAAAUAAACCAGGAGAUUCUGGCUCCAUGUUAUAUCUGAACCAGUCCUGUAAAUCUCUUGCUUUGUGGACAGAAAUCACAGAUUGAAGAGUAAUGGCUGUAGCUUCAUUCGCUAUAAGCGGUUUAGCACUUAAUCUCUUCAUUCCCAGCCCUUUGAAUGUGUGUAACAUUUUCUUUUUUGUUCAUGAAAGGUGGUGGGGAUUCCGUGGUUUUAUGAACACAGAGACGUAGGGCUGAUAGUUUAGACAUGUCCAUUGCCACUAAUGAAGGCCAUUUCAACAGUCAGUAAUUGCAGGUACUUAUCACAUCUUUCUGUUGCAAGUAAUGGAAAUGCUGCAAGACCACUGUGGUAACUCUUAACAAAGGCUUGACUUGAUAUGGUGGCCAACUCUAAAGCUCUUCCAUCACCAGGGGACCUCAGUCAGAAUAUUAGCUAAAGGCUACUCUAAUCUUAAAGGUGAUUCUGUUUUUAGAUACUUGACAUUGUUUAAAUGUAAACGUUGUUUCAGUGUUUAAUCAAAUCUUUGGGGAUAUUUGUCUUUUAAAUACCAACUCCUGCUGCUCUUCUCCUAUCCUGACUUCUUUUGGGGAAAACACUUUUUGUUAAAGAGAGCAGAUGUUUGGGAGCCUUCAUUCAUUUUUGUUCAUGUGGGGUGUGAGGGGAGAGAAGAUGGUAUAUUUUUCCAGAAUUUUCACACCACAUUAACUUUGCUACACUUCACGUAUGGUGUUGUCUUUUCAAAGUGUAAAUCCAAUUUUACAAUGCCUUUUUAAGAACAACAUGUUCUGCAGAUGGUUGGAUUAAAUGGCUAUAAUGAUGGAUUUAAAAUGUUGUUUGCUUAGCAAGCCUCAUUCUUUUCUUUGUAGCCUUGCUGACACAGAAGACCAUAUUUGGUCUUCAUUCACAAGACCAUAUUCUAUCAGGCCUAUGUCAAGUUAAAAAAUGGCUGUUUGGUCCUUUGAUGUUUGCCUUUUCUUAAAUAAAAUAAAAUAAAAAUGGUUGCAAAUAAAGAUGAGGAAUCCAUUGGAUUGCCCCUCAUUUUGUCCAGUGCUUUUUAGUAGUCUUUUGUGGCAUAGAAGUUGAUGUGAUUCUUGAGGUUGGGUUUGCCUUGUAGAGAAUUUAGAAUAGGAUUGUAUCUGUUCUGAUUGUCCCCACAUACACUCUCACACCCACUGAACUAUCAUUUUAAGCCCACUCUCCCAAACAAGAACCCACUAAACCCAUAUCCUAUAUACUAGAUUUUAGAUGUUCUGCUCUUUCAAUUAACUCAUUUUGUCCGUCCUUAACAGAGACAUGUACCAAAAACCUGCUUCAACAAACUGGUAGUGUGAUGUGAUAGUUUCUGGACAUGGGAGAUUUGAGGGGUACGUUCUCAGUCUCAAUAGUAGCUAUAGAGUUGGUUGAGAUAAUCCAUGGGGAUUAGUUUACACUUGGUUUUUACUGUGGAAUAGCUUGGCAAGAAACUUUUAAAUACAUAUUGGCUCCUAGAAAUCAAAGUUUCAAUUUUUGAAGUUAAGUUGCCUUUUCACACCACAGGACAAUGUUCUGGAUGAUGAAGGCAAAUCGUGAUAAGGGGCAUAAUUUUAUAUGGUAGACCUGGAGACAAUUGGACAGUUAGACAAUUCAGAACUAAAUCCCUAUUAAGCUGGAAACCGAGAUGGAAAAUGCCUAUAAAUAUGAGGUGGUUAGAUACGAGUUUUUGAACUUGUGAUUUUUAACACAACAAGAACGGGGCAGCCUUCAUUGAUCUCCCCUUCUCGCUGCAGCCCUUUGUGCUUCCUGAAAAUAAGUCUUUGAGAGUUGCAGGACCCUUAGGGAUAUAUUUCCAGGAGGCACACUGGACUGCAGAGAGAAGGGGAGAUCAGUAAAGAUUGUCCUGCUGUUGCAGCGUGCAUGCACUAAGUUAGUCUGGAUGUCAGACGGUCUUUUCUUCUGAUGUGUUCAUAGCACAUUGAAAUUUUUUGGCUUAAAUGUUCUCCACUUCCCCAGCAACUGUGUAUUAGGUUUGAUCAGGUCAGUAAAGCCUCGGCAGGCCCUUGAGGUAGCUCUUUCGUUGACCCACAUAAAGAUGUCAUCCUAUAUUCCUCUUGUGCUUCCUUAAAAAAUACAUCUUUGUCUUUAUAUAUUUGUAAACAGCAUACAAGCAAGAAGUUAAUUAAUGCCUAGCUUAACUAUAUGUGACCCAAUGGGAAUGAAACUGUUCUGUCAGAUGUUCUUGGCUUGGGAAUAGAUUGAUCAAGCAUCAUGAUUUGUGCCAUAACUGAAACUUGUACAUUCUGCUGGACAGACAAUUUGCUCAGAAGUUCACAGCUUCAGUCCCUUUGUCUCCAGAUAGCAGGGCACAUAAAGCAAGUUCAGACUGCUUAAUGUUGUAGCAGUUCAACAGCUAUGUUGCGUGUUUGUUUUCCAUGCACAAUACAAUUCUAGCUGCUUAAAGAAAUAAUAAUCCUCUGUAUGCAUGAAGCACUUUGAAUAAAUUGCUGAGAAUUCCAAGUAUUUAGUAACCGUACAGCUGUGGCUUUGAAAGCGAAAUAAUUGCUUACUGAACAAUUGGUUUACAAGAAAAGAUACUUGAGUAUGGAAACUUAACUAUAAUCUUAGCUAAUUUUACUUCAAGACAGUGCAGAAUUUUGUCCACAACUUCACCCUGCUAUGGAAAAAUUACUUUGUUUUAACCCAUGGCCAGGAUUCAAAGGUGCCUGUUUGCAAAGUGCUUCCGUGUACACACCCCAUGUGCAUCUGACUCCUGCUUCCAGAGAUGUAAGGGGCUUUCAUUCCAAAAAUACCUUGACUUUUGUCAGGGAGGGCCUGCUGCGAGGAGGGAAGAUGAAAAACCUCCCAUGUGUACAUAGCACUUCAGAUCCUGGCCAGGGUGUUUUGAAAUAACUCUUCUAAGAACACGAUUAGGGCUAUUUUUAAAGUUAUUCUUUCCUCAUGAAGUCACAAUAGCUGUCUCAGUACGUUUUACUUGUCUGGUUAUUUCUUCCUGCUGUCAAAAGAAAAUCAAGCGACUGGCCCUUCCCUGCUACUUAGCUUGUAGACUUGGAAUAUUACAAACUUUUCCAUCUCCUAUGUAACUUAUUUUGAAACCGGCUGUGAGUGGCCGUACAAUUCUAGCUACUGCCGGUGACUGUGUUUUAUAUGGUGGAGGGUUAUGUGUGGAUUGUUGGGGAAAGCUGAAGGGGAAAAACACAUUUGGCAAUUCUGUACAUGUAUGUAUUUCUGGAAGGUGUUCAGUGUCCAUGAUAUGUUGUUCUUGUGCUGUUACUGGUAUAAAGUCAAGUGCCUUCAAUGCUAAAGGCUCAGAAAUUUUCUUAAACCAACUUCAUGUCCUAUGCAAGUGUUUUUUCUACAACCUGCAUAACCUGUACUUUAUAAAACUUGUUUAUGCUUCAAUUGUACAUAUUGGUUUUUUAAGAAAAUAUAGUAUUUUUUUAGGUACCUCCUAGAAUUGAAUUCUAGUCUUGUGUGAUGCAUUGUAAAACAAUACAUUUCUCUUUUGAGUACCAUUACAGUUGUAAAAAGGUUUUCACUGGUUCUAUUUUUCUACUGUUGCUGAGAAGCAUGUUAACACUGACUUUAUCCUACAUAUAGUUGGCAUUUCAAAUAAAUGGCUUGUCUAGAAAAA
Molecule: messenger RNA, 8739 nt
Organism: Hemicordylus capensis (graceful crag lizard)
Lineage: Eukaryota; Metazoa; Chordata; Lepidosauria; Squamata; Cordylidae
Gene: BTBD7
Product: BTB domain containing 7
Exons: 12
Coding region: 265-3813 (1182 amino acids)
Biological process (GO): morphogenesis of a branching epithelium
Molecular function (GO): protein binding
Source: RefSeq, a predicted model, not a curated record